AUGAAUCAUGAGGUGCAGACCGUGAAGGAUGCAGUCCUCAAGCUUCAGUUUUCUCUUCUCGAGGGAAUCAAGCACGAGAGCCAGCUCACGACCUCUGGCGCACUCCUUUCUCAAAGUGACUACCAAGAUGUGGUGACCGAGCGCAAUAUAGCCGGCAUGUGUGGGCACCCACUCUGCACCAAUCCAUUGCCAACGGAACGGUCCCGGAAAGGACGCUACAGGGUCUCGCUCAAGGAGCACAAGGUCUAUGACCUCCAGGAGACAUACAUGUACUGCUCGACCGGCUGCUUGAUAAACAGCAGGGCCUUUGCUGCAUGUUUGAAGGAGGAGAGGCCCUCAGAUCUGAACCUGGCCAAACUUAGAGGAAUUCUUAAUUUAUUUUAUGGGCCAAGUUCAGGUCCUGAUGAUGCAGGGACGAGUGGGGAUGGGGGCAUGGGGCUGUCUGGUUUAAGGAUUGAGGAGAAAAUGGGUACGACGGCUGGCGAAGUGUCUGUGGAGGAGUGGAUUGGUCCCUCAAACGCGAUCGACGGCUACGUGCCUCGUAGAGAAAAGAAUUUGAAUGCUGGGCGGUCAAAUAAUGAUAGAAAAAGUGGGAAAAAGGAACACAUUGGACUUCCUUAUGGGGACAUGGACUUCACAAGUGUGAUUAUCACUCAAGACGAGUACAGCGUCUCAAAGAUUGUGCCUCCUGUGAAGGAUAAAGACCACAAAGGAAAAUCAAUAAGUAAUGAAGUAAAUCUCCAGGUUCAGAAGCCAAAUGCUCCAUCAGCAAGCACUCAUAAAAUGAGAUCCAAAAAGUUUGAUAAAUCUAAGGAUGUGACUACAUCGGAUGAUAAGGUCAGUGUAUUAGAAGAUAAUAUUGCUGGGCCUAGUCAAAAUGUCACUAAAGAGGGUGGAGAGGAACUCCAGACGGGAUCCAAGAAGUAUAGUAAGUCCAAGGAUGUGACUAUUAUGGAUGAUAAGGUCAGUUUAAAUAAUACUAGUAUGGUUGGUCCCAGCCAAAAUGGCGUUGAGAAGAAGGGAAAGGGAUCACAGUUGGGAAAAGAGUCGACAGCUGGUGUUCUUAAGUCCUCUUUGAAGUCUUCAGAUUCAAAUAGAACAAACAGAUGCGUUUCCUGGGCUGAUGAGAAAAAUGAUGCUGAUGGGAGAAAUCUUUGUGAGGUCAAAGAAUUAACAGAUGAGGAAGUCGGCCAAGAGUCGUACAGAUAUGUAUCUGCUGAAGCCUGUGCAAUGGCUUUAAGCAAAGCUGCAGAGGCUGUAGCGUCAGGAAAAUGUGAAGCAUCUACCGCCGUAUCUGAAGCGGGUGUUAUGAUAUUGCCACCGCCUCUUGGAGAGGGUGAAGUUAAAACUGAAGAGAAUGGUGAUGUGGUUGAUACGGAACCACUUCAACUAAAGUGGCCUCCGAAACCAGGAUUUUCAGAAGCUGAUCUGCUCGACUCUGAGGAUUCUUGGUAUGAUAGUCCACCGGAGGGGUUUAACUUAUCACUAUCACCUUUUUCCACAAUGUUUAUGGCACUCUUUUCCUGGAUGUCAUCGUCCUCUUUAGCCUAUAUAUAUGGAAAAGAUGAAAGUUUUCAUGAGGAAUACUUGUCGGUCAAUGGGAGGGAGUAUCCAUGUAAGGUUGUUAUGCUGGAUGGCCGCUCGGCUGAAAUUAAGCAAACUCUAGCUGGCUGCCUCUCUCGAGCCUUGCCAGGACUUGUUGCUGAACUGAGGCUUCCCAUACCUAUAUCAACUCUUGAGCAAGGAAUGGGACACUUGCUGGACACAAUGUCAUUUAUGGACCCACUCCCAGCAUUCAGGAUAAAACAGUGGCAAGUUAUUGUCCUUCUGUUUCUUGAUGCUCUUUCAGUCGCUAGAAUCCCUGCACUCACACAACAUAUGGUCGGUAGGAGGAUUUUGCUUCCCAAGGUCCUUGAGGGUGCACAGAUAAGCAUGGAAGAAUUUGAGAUAAUGAAGGACGUGAUAAUUCCCCUUGGCCGUGUGCCACAAUUCGCAACUCAGAGUGGAGGCUGA
This is a messenger RNA of Striga hermonthica, 2013 nucleotides long. Lineage: Eukaryota; Viridiplantae; Streptophyta; Magnoliopsida; Lamiales; Orobanchaceae. The record is from the annotation of a GenBank genome assembly.